Molecule: messenger RNA, 934 nt
Organism: Perognathus longimembris pacificus (Pacific pocket mouse)
Lineage: Eukaryota; Metazoa; Chordata; Mammalia; Rodentia; Heteromyidae
Gene: Ly6g6f
Product: lymphocyte antigen 6 family member G6F
Exons: 5
Coding region: 56-934 (292 amino acids)
Source: RefSeq, a predicted model, not a curated record
UUCCUCCCUGGGAAGGCCAGGUCUCAAAGCGAAGACAGCUUAGCAGGCUCUUCCCAUGGCGGUCUUACUCUUCCUCCUUCUGUUCCUCUGUGGGCCACCACAGGCUGCUGCAGACGGCAUCCAGGCCAUCUACGUGGCCUUGGGGGAGGCAAUGGAGCUUCCGUGUCCUUCACCCCCCACCCAGUAUGGGGACGAACUCCUGUCUUGGUUCUACAGCCCUGCAGCAGGUUCUUCCACCAUUCUGGUGGCCCAAGUUCAAGUGGCCAAGUCAGGCCUAGAUCUUGGGAAAUCUGGAAGCGAAUCCAGGCUCAGACUUCUGGAAAACUAUUCUUUAUGGCUGGAGGGAUCCCAGGAUGGAGAUGCCGGGCGGUACUGGUGCACAGUGGUCGAUGAACAUCGCAAGUACCAGAACUGGAGGGUGUAUGAUGUCUCUGUGCUCAAAGGAUCCCAGUUCUCUGCAAAGGCCCCUGAUGGAUCCUCCUGUUCUAUUCUCCUCUGCUCUGUGGUCCCCGCCAGACGUCUGGACUCUGUGACCUGGCAGGAGGGGAAGGGUCCCGUGAGAGGACUUGUACGGUCCUUUCGGGGUGAUGGAGCUGCCCUGCUCUUGGUGUGUCCUUCAGAGGGGCUUCCUGGGCACAGGAGCCGGAGACCAAGAAUCAUUCGCUGUCUCUUGCCUCAGAACAAAGGAAUCAACUUUAGCCUGGCAGCCUCCACUGAUGUUUCUCCAAGCCUCUGUGUCUCUUCUUCAAGCUGGAAUGUGCCCUGGGUCCUCAUGCUGUCGUUCAUGGUGGGCCAAGGAUUCGCCAUCUUGGCCCUUGGCAUCAUGCUCUGUAAGCAGAGAGUCCAGGUGACUCGAGACAGAGUGGCCUCUAUCCCUCGCUUCAAACCUGAGAUCCAGGUGUAUGAGAACAUCCACUUGUCCCAUCUCAGGUGA